ACGCAUACAUCGCACCCCGAGGCAUUUAAAAACACUCCAGAUUAUCUCACAUGUCUUCAUUAAUGAUUCAGUGAUAUUUUCAACAUUGCGCAAUAGGAGCAAAAUAGUUGAGUCAUGAAAAACGUACGAAAUUAAAUUUAUGUUCGUACGUUUUUCUGUGCGUGAUCAAGCGUGAUGAAUGACAGACGAGGCGGGGCGCGAUUUUCAUAAUUUCUCUAUUUCGGCAGGAGGCAGCGUAGCCCAUACAUGAGCGUAAUCCAUCUGACGAUGAAACGCAAUUUCGAAGAUGCGGGAGGCAAGGGUGACUGCGUGCUUCCUGGGACGAGAAGAUCGAUAGAAUACAUGCGCGCCUGACCACGUCGCGACGCGCACGAGUUCUCUACGCAAUCUGUGUUGCAAACGUCUGCCUUGGAGUUGUGCGUUUUUCGCGAGGUGCGGUCAUAGGUGCUUUGUGACGGUUGUGACGCUUGCGACGCGGACCAAGUCAUACCGUCGCGGUCGAUGAAACUGCGCGAAACGCGUAAGCUUCAUCUAUCAGUGCUAUCGAAACAUCUCGCAUCGCAUCGUCCCGCCCGCGCCGCGCGACGGAAUUAAUACCUACGCGCACACUGACCUAGAAACGCUAAACUUGACGGGACGUCAUCGUUGAGACAUCGUUGUUUCUCCCCGAUAACAGAUCCGGUGAGUCGAUUUUUUUCGACUGGCCUGUUUAGAGACAACUGAUUACGAUGCAAGCGGAGAAGAGUGAUACUGACACUGAGAAAAACGAGACCCUCAACGAUGUAACGACUUCGGUUGCGAAUGAGGUAACAAAUUUGAAGAUAGAAGAUGGUUCAACGAGUUCGACACCGAGUAGCCCUGGUAGCACUGAACCAGGUAGCUUUUUAGCGAGCUUCAAAGCGUUCUCGAAAUUCGGUGAUCCAAAGAGCGACGGUAAAUUGAUUACGUUGAGUCAAAGUGACAAAUGGAUGAAACAAGCGAAAGUGAUCGAUGGAAAGAAAAUUACUACCACCGACACGGGAAUUUACUUCAAAAAGCACAAAUCCACAAAGCUCGGUAUCGAGCAGUACAAAACGUUUCUUGAAGAAUUGACUAAAAGUAAGAAAGUGGAAUUAGCGGAAAUAAAGAAGAAGAUGGCUAAUUGUGGACCACCUGGGUUUACUGGGGGCGCUAGUGGAGCUGGAAAAGCAGCGUCAACAGUUGAUAGACUUACCGAUGUCACCAAAUAUACCGGCUCUCACAAACAACGUUUCGAUGAGACGGGAAAAGGUAAAGGCAUAGCAGGUCGAAAGGAUGUAGCAGACACAUCCGGAUACGUCCAAGGCUACCAAAAUAAAGAUACAUAUAAAGGCCAGUAGUACUCAUCUGAUUGCUCCAAUAAUAAAUAUCUUUAAAAUCAUGCUGUUAAAAUCAUGUCUGAGCGCAGUAUGCACAUUCAAAUAGUCGCUACUCGUUGUUAGCGGACUGAAUUUCUUUACUGUUUCAUCAGCGAUCUGACAGAUGUAUCUUGAAUAUCAAUUUCACAACAUUUCAUCUUUGAAAUGUAUACUAAGAUAGCAAUAUCGUAAUUAAGAACUUUUGGCAAAAUAAUAUGUUUGAUAUUAUGCGGCAAUCUUUUUGAAACUUUUGCUCUUGAUGUUAACAUUGCAUUUUUCGUAUAUAAAUUUUUCGAUAA
This is a messenger RNA of Trachymyrmex cornetzi, 1675 nucleotides long. RefSeq names its product tubulin polymerization-promoting protein ringmaker (gene ringer). The transcript has 4 exons. Gene Ontology annotation, cellular component: microtubule. The record is from RefSeq and is a predicted model, not a curated record. Gene Ontology annotation, biological process: microtubule bundle formation; positive regulation of protein polymerization; microtubule polymerization. Gene Ontology annotation, molecular function: tubulin binding. The coding region runs from base 729 to 1358 and encodes 209 amino acids. Lineage: Eukaryota; Metazoa; Arthropoda; Insecta; Hymenoptera; Formicidae.